CACAAAACAGCAAGCACUUCGCACACACAAAGUAGCAAGCACUUAAAGCCUGGCAAGCUUUCAAACAGGCGUGUUGUUCUAUCUCUUACCAUGGUUAGGACUGGAAAGUCGGUCAGUCCGGUUAAAGCACAAUCCAAACGGCCGAGCGUCCAUACAACCCAGGGCUGACUUCAACGACUAAUAACAGCUAGCGCUAGCUUUAAUGUUGUCCAGGAGGUUUUCUGCUGCGCUAAACAUAUCUCGUAUGCUGUACAUUGUUUUAACACAUAUUUAAAAAGAAAUUCAUUCUUAAGGUUUGCCGGCCUUUUUUACGCCGUGACGAUGUGCCACAAUCACUAUAUGUAGCAGAAACCAGGUUCUCCUACUAGAACCCUGGCCAACUACUAAAAUGUUUUUAGUAGUACUCUGUCAUGUUAACCUAUUUACAAUUGUCUCUGGAUCAUUACCAUGGUUGUUCCAUUGUCAAGAUAUACUUGGUCAUAAUGCAUGUAAUGUGUUUCAGUGUUGCAUGCUGACAUUAAAGAAGAGGUCCCUGAAGAAAACAAUCCUGAUGUGGACCAGCAUCAGCUGGAGCUGCUCUACAUAAAGGAGGAAGGUGAAAGAAACUGUGGCAGCCAGAAAGGAGAGCAAGAGAAUUUGAAGGAGGAGACUGAAGAUACCAGGUUUCCAUCAACUGUUGUUAAUAUGAAAAGUGAAGAGGAUGAAGAGAAACCUCCAUUCUCUAACUAUCAUCAACAGCUAACAGAAGUCAGAGAUUUUACAACCCGCCCUUCAGCUGACUGUAUAGAAGUGAAAAUUAAGGACAGAGAUUCAAAUAUGAAGUCAGUAAAAAAAGGUAGUAAAAGUUUUAAAAGGAAAAAAAAUCUAAAAACCAGCAUAAUAAUCCAGACCGGAGAGAAAUCCUUUAGUUGUGAUAUUUGUGGAAAAAGAUUUUCCAGAAAGUCACAUGUAAAAGAACACAUAAAAGUCCAUACUGGAGAGAAACCUUUUGGUUGUCAUGCAUGUAGUAAAAGGUUUUCCAGAAAGUCCCAUUUAAAAGAACACAGAGUGAUCCACACAGGAGAGAAACCUUUUGGUUGUGAUGUAUGUGGGACAAGGUUUUCCUGGAAGUCAGAUUUAAAAAGACACAUAAAAAGCCACACAGGAGAGAAACCCUUUGGCUGUGAUGCAUGUGGCAAAAAGUAUUCCUCAAAGACAGCUUUAAUUAAUCACAGGGCAAUUCACACUGGAGAGAAACCUUUUAGUUGUGAUUUAUGUGGGGAAAGAUUUUCAAAGAUGUCAUCUUUAAAAGAACACAGAGUAACCCACAAAGGGGACAAACCUUUUGGUUGUGAUGCCUGCAGGAAAAGGUUUUCCUGGAAGUCACAUUUAAAAUUGCAUAUGAUAAUCCACACAGGAGAAAAACUAUUUGGUUGUGAUGCAUGUGGUAAAAGAUUUGCCUACAAGUCAUCCUUAAUUUCUCAUAUGAGAAUGCACACAGGAGAGAAACCUUUUGGGUGUGAUACAUGUGGCAAAAGAUUUUCUGGAAAGCUAGGCUUAAAGUCACACAUGGGAACCCACACAGGAGACAAACCCUUUGCUUGUGAUGCUUGUGGAAAAAGAUUUUCCCUUAGGAACCAGUUAAAAAGACAUAUGAAAACCCACACAGGAGACAAACCCUUUGGUUGUGACACCUGUGAAAAAAGAUUUUCACUCAGGAAUCAGUUACAGAGACACAUGAAAACCCACACAGGAGAGAAACCUUUUGGUUGUGGUACAUGUGGGAAAAGAUUUUCCUGCGAGAUAAAUUUAAACUCACACACAGUAACACACACAGGAGACAAACCCUUUGGUUGUGAUGCUUGUGAAAAAAGAUUUUCCCUUGAGAAUCAGUUAAAGAGACAUAUGAAAACCCACACAGGAGAGAGACCCUUUGGUUGUGGUGAUUGUAGUAAAAGAUUUUCCAGAAAAUCAGACUUAAGUAGACACAUGACGAUUCACACAAGAAAGAAACACUUUGGUUGUGAUGUUUAACAAAAUAGGCAGCCGACUCAGAAGGAUGUGUAGCAAAAAGAACUUACAAAUGGACAUUAGGAUCUGAGACAAUGUAAAUGAUUUAUGAUGAGAUCAGAACCUGUGCAACCAUUAGCAUGUUGGCAACACUUAAUAGAUGUUGUUGGACGAAACAGAGCUAAUGCAGUCUAAGAGCAGCUGGGAUUAAGGAAGUGAUCUAUUAUCUGGGUUGCAGUGGUCUGUUGCUGAAAGAGCUCACCAGUUCAAUGAGCAUGGGGUGUAGUCAGGGCUCUGACUAGUAAGUGCUUUCAGAUUUUUAAAUUUACUCUGAGCAAUAGGUAGCCCACGUAAGGACCUCAGAAUGGGAGUAAUAUGAUGAUCAUACUUUGUUUUUGUAAGGACUGUGUUGUGCAAUCAAACCAUGACGAAUAACAUCAGACUAAAGUUUAAAGCUACUGAAAUGUGAGAUUUUUACAGGCCCCCAGGGGACUGCCUCUCACAGCAGGGGGACUCACUGUAUAAAGACUUGCUGCCCAGUUUUAUCGCUCUCUUUUACUCGCUGCCCUAGCAGCAUUGGGGAGAAACUUCUCAUCUUCCUCAGUGGAGCAGAGGAUCCAGCUGGAGUUUGCAGAAUCGCUACAUAUGCAGGCUGGUAAAAA
Messenger RNA from Fundulus heteroclitus (mummichog), 2651 nucleotides. RefSeq names its product gastrula zinc finger protein XlCGF57.1. Gene Ontology annotation, biological process: regulation of immune system process; regulation of cytokine production; negative regulation of transcription by RNA polymerase II. Lineage: Eukaryota; Metazoa; Chordata; Actinopteri; Cyprinodontiformes; Fundulidae. Bases 685 to 2013 code for a protein of 442 amino acids. The transcript has a single exon. The record is from RefSeq and is a predicted model, not a curated record.